ACGGCCGCCUCUGGGUCCCACUCCGCUCCUUCUCCACCGGACCCCAAGACCGCCCAUCGGCGCCCCGCCCCGCCUGCCUCCUCCCUCAGGCCCCCAGACCGCCCGCUGCGCCACUGCUCCCGUGCCCCACGCCCGGAGCUAGCGCCGUGGACCCGACUACUGAUCUUCUGACCCAGUGGAGUCGUUCAUCUCUGCCGCAGCUGGUUCAACCAUGGCGACAACUCCGGCCGGUGCUUUCGAGGCCCUCAUGGAUGGAGUGACAAGCUGGAAUGUCCCCAAAGACCCCAUCCCGAGUGAACUUCUUUUGAUUGGAGAGGCCGCCUUCCCAGUGAUGGUGAAUGACAAGGGCCAGGUCCUCAUUGCCGCCUCCUUCUAUGGCCGAGGCCGCCUGGUGGUGGUGUCGCACGAGGGCUACCUGCUGGAUGCCGGCUUGGCUCCAUUCCUUCUCAAUGCCGUGGGCUGGCUCUGUCCCUCGCCUGGGGCUCCCGUUGGAGUGCACCCCUCCCUGGCAUCACUAGUAAGUAUCCUGCAGGGCCGUGGGGUUCAGGCACACAUUCAGCCAGAACUGGGGGCCCCCUCGGGGGUUUACUGCAUCAAUGCCUACCAGGACAAGAUGACUGCAGAGCUGAUCCAGUUUGUGAAAUGUGGAGGCGGCUUGCUCAAUGGGGGCCAAGCCUGGUACUGGGCCAGUCAGCACGGUCGUGACGACCUGCUGUCUAGGUUCCCUGGGAACCAGGUGACAAGUGUGGCCGGAGUGUACUUCACCGACAUCUAUGGGGACAGAGGACGGUUCAAGGUCUCUAAGAAGGUGCCCAAGAUCCCACUCCAGGUCAGGUUCGGGGAGGACCUCAGGCGGGAUCAGCAGCAGCUCCUGGAAGGGAUCUCAGAGCUGGACAUCAAGACGGGGGGCGUCCCCUCGCAGCUGCUGGUGCACGGGGCCCUGGCCUUCCCGCUGGGCCUAGACGCCGCGCUAGGCUGCUUCCUGGCGGCCGCCCGCUAUGGCCGGGGCCGGGUGGUCCUCGCCGCCCACGAGGGCAUGCUCUGUGCUCCCAAGAUGGGGCCCUUCUUGCUCAACGCUGCGCGCUGGCUGGCCGGAGGCCGGACGGGCAAAUUUGGGGUGAACACGCACCUGAAAAACCUGUGCGCCCUGCUGUCGGGGCACGGCCUGGAGUGCGCUCUGCAGCCCCGCCUGACGCACGGCUUGCGUGUCUACUGCUGCGUGGCUUACAGUGACAAGGAGGCCAAGCAGCUCCAGGAGUUCGUGGCCGAGGGCGGGGGCCUGCUGAUCGGGGGCCAGGCCUGGUGGUGGGCCUCCCAGAACCCAGGCCGCUCCCCUUUGGCCGGUUUCCCCGGUAACAUCAUCCUCAACCCCUUUGGCCUCAGCAUCCUGGCUCAGACCCUGGACCCCGGCUGCUUCCCCGUCCCCCCCGCCGAGAUGCGCGGCUACCACCUCCGCGAGGCGCUGUGCGAGUUCGAGGCCGCGCUGCGCCGCGGGGCUGGGGGCGCGGAAAAGCGCUGGCUGGCAAAGCUGGGCGCAGACGGCGCAGCGUUCCUCCAGAUCCCCGCCGACGGCGUCCCGGCUUACGCGUCCUUGCACCGGCUCCUGAGGAAGACGCUGCACCUGUCGGGGCUCCCAGCCGUGAGCCGGGAGCACCCGGUGGCCGGCGAUUCCUGCGAGGCGGCGGCGCUCCGCCUGGCCACGGAGCUGGCGUGCGCCGGGACCGACUGCUCCCGGCUGCUGCGGGGCGCCGGCGCGUGGCCCUGCGGCUCCCCCGCGCCCCCCUCGGAGCUCCCCGUCACUGUGAAGAUCGACGGCAGCAACCCAGGCGACGGGGAUUGCUGGGUGAGUACUGGGCUCUACCUCCCGGGCGGGCAAAGCGCAGAGGUCUCGCUGUCGGAAGCCGCGGCCUGUGCCGGCCUGAAGGUACAGGUCGGCUGCCACACCGAUAACCUGAGCAAGGCCGAAGAGCUGUGCCGAGCCCCGGUGGUGACGCACCAGUGCUGCAUGGACAGGACCACGCGGUCGGUCUCCUGCCUCUGGGGCGGCCUCCUCUAUGUCAUCGUGCCCAAGGGCAGCAGACUGGGCCCCGUUCCUGUCACCAUCAAGAGGGCUGUGCCUGCCCCAUACUACAAGCUGGGUACGACAGCGGUGGAGGAGUGGAAGAACUGUGUCCAGGAGAGCCCGGCUCCCUGGGGAGAGCUGGCAACGGAUAAUAUCAUCUUGACGGUGCCGACCGCAGACCUGCGCACCCUGGAGAACCCCGAGCCUGCGCUCCGCCUCUGGGACGAGAUGAUGCGGGCGACAGCCCAGCUGGCGGCCAAGCCUUUCCCUCUCUGCCGUCCCGAGAGGAUUGUGGCCGACGUGCAGAUCUCAGCCGGCUGGAUGCACUCGGGGUACCCCAUCAUGUGCCACCUGGAGUCAGUGCAGGAGCUCAUCAACGAGGCAGGCAUGAGGAGCAGGGGUCUGUGGGGACCCAUCCAUGAGCUGGGUCACAACCAGCAGCGACAAGAGUGGGAGUUCCCCCCGCACACCACUGAGGCUACCUGCAACCUCUGGUCAGUCUACGUGCAUGAGACGGUCCUGGGCAUCCCCAGGGCUCGGGCCCAUCCUGCUCUGAGCCCUCCAGAACGAGAGAGGAGAAUCAAAACACACCUCGGAAAGGGAGCCCCACUGCAUGACUGGGACGUGUGGACAGCUCUGGAAACAUACCUACAGCUCCAGGAGGCCUUUGGGUGGGAGCCAUUCACCCAGCUCUUUGCUGAGUACCAGACGCUCUCUGGCAUCCCCGAAGACAAGGCGGGCAAGAUGAAUCUAUGGGUGAAGAAGUUCUCGGAAAAGGUGCAGAAGAAUCUGGCUCCAUUCUUUGAGGCCUGGGGCUGGCCUGUCCAGAAGGAGGUGGCUAGCAGCCUGUCCUGUCUGCCUGCGUGGCAGGAAAACCCCAUGCAGGGGUACAUGCAUCCCCAGGUGUAAAGGCUGUGCACGAAGUGGGGCUCAGGCUCACUCGCCAAGGCCACCACCCAUGUUUCCAGCUUAGCUUCUUGAGCCUGAGCCCCACCUUCCAUCCCUGUCUUCAGGAAGCUGGCUAAGGUCAAAGACCUUAAUGACAUAAGACAAAAUGACACCAGCUUUCUCAGGAAAACACCCUUGUUACUAUUUCCCUGUUCAACCGACCUGCUUCACCAUCCUCAUCCUCCAGCAGAGGAUCAUCUGCGCAUCUUGAGGUCUUGGCUCUUGGCCUCUACUUCUGGCCAACAGUUCUAACAACUAUGGGUUACCAUAAUAAUCUGACAUCAGUCCCUCACACCUGCCGGCCCUGAACAUGACUGUUAAUUUCUUCUGCUUUGGGAAGUUUUCUAGCAGCAAGAGAGACAGGCUGGUAUAGAGAGCCCUGAAUCUGGUUGGUCCUGUGGAAAAUCUCUUCACCUCCCUGUGCUUCUAUAUUCUCACCCAUGACUUGGGGAUGAAAGUCUACUGUUUGAUAAUGGUGAACAUGUUUGUCCACUGCAAAAUGCAUAAACAUAUAAGGGUAUUCUUUGGGUUUUGCCAGGUCCCAAUGGGGGCCUGUCUGUCCAGUCUUGUGUGGACAACCUGAAAACUGAACCCCACUUCAGAGUUGGCCACCUGAGGUGGGCGUGCAGUCCCUGUGUCAGAGUAUUUAGUGAGUAUCAGUGUUUUUCCAGACGCAGUACUGAGGAUGGUUAUUGAGACUCUAGCUUAUCUUAUGUCCUUUCUCCCACCUCUAGAAGGACUCCUAGGUAUGAUGUAACCCAAAGAACGGUAUAAACUCACAAAAGACGGUGUAGACUCAAAGUGAAUGUUACAAAGCCACUUGGUCUUCUUGGUUAGUUUCAUCUUCUACUACUUUUGUUUCAACCAAAAGUAACUGUCACGGUAGUAAUGCCUACCAGGCCCACCAGCCUAUUUGUUCUUAGCACAAAACAGGCGACUCGCUCCUCCAGUCACCACAUUAUCUUUGUGCGUGACAGGCUUCACUCAGAAGCAGGAUUACUGGGUGCAGCCGUGGACCAAAUUAACCCUGAGCUUUCUAAUAAUCCAUUCCAGCCCAUCCCAGCUCUUUGGCGAGGUAGAGUUCUAAUUGGAGCUUCGUCUCCAGGAUUAAUGGGGUGUGGUCAUUUUUCUCCAGCUUACUUUUAAACCAUAUUUUUGUUGUUUUCAGUAUCAUUCCAUGAGCUGUGUUCAGAGUAGAGUGGCUCCUCUGAAGAGCUGACCUAGAAAAUGUCUUUCCUGAAUCCCAUCCACCUCCUCCUGAUUCUAGGAUAAUUUCCUUUUCUUUCACUACCAUCUUUUCUCAGGUGCUUUUCACAUGAAAGGUGCUCAGGAAACAUUUGUGAGUUGAGAGAACAGUAAUGACACGCAGCACACAAUGUGCAAUCAAUACGUCCCAAGCAUUGCGUGGGGUGCUUCAUGUGAGUUAUCUCAUGGAAUUUUCACAAUGGACCUUUGAAGUGGGUACUAUUAUUAUUCCCAUGUCAUAGAUGAGGAGACAGAUACUGAGGGACAUUAAAUAACUUCUGAAGUCACCAAGCUAAUAAAAGGAAAAGUCAGGGCUUGAGUGAAACCUCUAGCAAUGAAAAACUCCUCCAUGAAGGAUUUACAAUUUAAACAAAAAUUCACCUAGAAAAUGGAAGUUCAACAAACUUCUGACUUACCUCGUGUGAAGUACUUACUACAUUUUUAUUAAACAUCAAGUUUAA
This is a messenger RNA of Hyaena hyaena (striped hyena), 4716 nucleotides long. It is a transcript of the gene TCAF2, whose product is annotated as TRPM8 channel associated factor 2. Lineage: Eukaryota; Metazoa; Chordata; Mammalia; Carnivora; Hyaenidae. The record is from RefSeq and is a predicted model, not a curated record. The transcript has 8 exons. Gene Ontology annotation, biological process: negative regulation of anion channel activity. The coding region runs from base 212 to 2971 and encodes 919 amino acids.